This is a messenger RNA of Dovyalis caffra, 345 nucleotides long. The record is from the annotation of a GenBank genome assembly. NCBI's taxonomy places the organism in Eukaryota, Viridiplantae, Streptophyta, Magnoliopsida, Malpighiales, Salicaceae.
AUGGGUGGAACCAUGUGGAUACACAAUCCUAGAACUCACAAGAUGGACAAAUUCUUGAAUGAUGAGGAGUGGGUUGGAGAGCUAACAAAAUGUGAUUCAAGUACUUCCAACGUGGCAGAGAUGAGACGUAGCACGAAUUUCAUGCAGUUUUUAACUGCUAGUUUUUACAUGAAGCUCAUCAUGCAUGGGACAUGCCGAGGAUGUGGAAAAUUGCCAAUUAAGAGACGUGGGGCUUUGUUUGUGGACAGCUGCACUAAGUUUGAUUGGUAUAUGGUUGCUACGUAUUUUACAAGAAGCCUCAGUUUGUCAAGGAAAAAAAAAUGGGGAAAGGAUCGAAUUGACUAA